Leguminivora glycinivorella is the source of this 2218-nucleotide messenger RNA. Its product is annotated as zinc finger protein 234-like. Gene Ontology annotation, biological process: regulation of transcription by RNA polymerase II. The coding region runs from base 132 to 2192 and encodes 686 amino acids. The record is from RefSeq and is a predicted model, not a curated record. Lineage: Eukaryota; Metazoa; Arthropoda; Insecta; Lepidoptera; Tortricidae. Gene Ontology annotation, molecular function: RNA polymerase II transcription regulatory region sequence-specific DNA binding; DNA-binding transcription factor activity, RNA polymerase II-specific; zinc ion binding. The transcript has 12 exons. Gene Ontology annotation, cellular component: nucleus.
UUGACUAUGUUACUAUAGGUAUAAUUGUAAACAGUUUAUAGCUUUUUGAGAGCGAAAUCCUAGUGAAAUAAGUAGAUUAUCAAUGUUAUUUCAGUAUUUAUUUCUAUUCUAAGUUAACGUAGUACUAAAUCAUGGAUAUAUCAAGUGAAUCUUCAAAUUCUUUGUUAUGCUGCCGAGCCUGCCUGUCGACCGAACGCAGGCUGUUCAAUAUCCAUGAAUGCAAGCUUACAGACGCCUUUUAUCACAUCUCCGGAGCCCUUGUGUACCAGGACUACCUCCCGCAGCACCUGUGCUCGUUCUGCCGCGCCACGCUGAUCAAAUGCACUUCCUUCAGAGAGAUGUGUCUCCGCACACAGCAGACGCUGUUACCAGAGCUGUACAGGGGAGGGUUAAAUACGGAAUAUAUCCACAGUAUACCCUCCAACACCAUCUACAACUAUACUAUAACUCAUUUAGACCCUCAACAAUGCGUGGACACUCCACCUGAUGUAGAAAUCAAAGUCGAACCAAACAUAGACAUAGUUGACAUAGACAACAUCAUCAAGAAUGAUUUGAAAGAAGAAUUAGAAGAAGAAGCUAAUGAUGAUAAAGAUAUCGUUUUUGUUAAAGAUAUUGAAAGCAGAAAUAAAAAAAGAAAAGGAUCUAUAGGUAAAAAAUAUAAUGAAGAUGAUGAUGAUGGUUAUAAUGAUAUCAAUGAUGAUGACAGUGUAUUUAGUUUAGAAGAUAAAAAAGAUCUACAUAUAGAAUCUGAAGAUAUUAGUGACGAUGAUCUCAAUAGAAGAAAUGGUAAAUCUAAAGUGAAGAAAAAAGGUAAAAAAAGGAAAAAGGCAGUUGCAGUUAAAGAUAAUAAAAAAAUGAAAAUUAUACGCAAACCGAAAGAGGGUGCCAAGAAGACAGGUGCGAAAUAUCCUAGAGAUCCCACUAAUGAUAUGCCGCUGUUCGAUUUUGAUAAGUUUGAAAAAGCACACGCCGUACAAAUUGUUACUUUAACCAAGGAGGAGCAACUGGAAGAGAUCGCCGCGCGCAAGAAGUCCCGCAACUACCUGGAGUCCCGUUACCGGUGCGACGACUGCGGGAAAGGCUAUGACGCUGAGGCGGCGUACACCAACCACCUGCUGCGACAUACCACGAGUAUGGGCCAACACCCCUGUGAGAUCUGCUCCGUGCGCUUCAAGCUGAAGUGCCGGCGCCAGCAGCACCAGGACCUGCACCGGCUCAAGUUCCUCUGCAAGGAAUGCAGCUUCGUCUCCAGAACCAGGAGCCAAGCUAAGAGGCAUCACGCUAUGCAUGCGGGCAAGACAUACGAGUGCCAACACUGCGGAAAGACGUUCAAGAUGAGUUCAACGUACCUGACACACGUGCGCCGCGCUCACGCCGCGCUGAACGUGGCGUGCGACGUGUGUGGAGAGACCUUUGUCGGGGAGAAGGGACUCAAGCUUCACAAGAAGAGGACGCACUCUGAGAACAUGCCACUACGUGUCAAGUGCGGCGUCUGUUCAGCGAGCUUCGUGAGCGCGGAGGCGCUGAGCCGGCACGCGGCGGCCGGCGACCACGGAGCGCGCGCGUGCGAGCAGUGCGGGGAGAACUGUGCGAGCGAGACACAACUACAGGCACACGUGGCGGAGAUGCAUCCCGGGGAGCUCCGGCGGUGUGAAGAGUGCGGGCUGACGUUUGCCUCUGCGUCUGCGUUCGACGCGCAUCACCGGCGCAAGCACGCGCCGCGCUACAAGGACGCCCGCGUCACGCGCAAGCGUCACGCCUCCCGCCCGCCGCGCGGACAGUUCGUGUGCGAGCAGUGCGGCCGCAUACUGCCGAACGCGACGCUGCUCCGGUACCACCAGCGUACCCACCAGGACGUGAAGCCCUACGCUUGCUCCGAAUGCCCCAAAACCUUCGCCCUCAAAUCCUCCUUAAACUUCCACAUGCGAUCCCAUACUGGAGAGAGACCCUUCCAAUGUCCGCUGUGUCCGCUCGCCUUCACAGUCAAGGCCAACCUCAACCGCCACCACAGGACGGCGCACUUAAAGCUGCACCCACGAAUCCCGUGCUCGAUCUGCGGGCGCGUGUUCACGACCAACUCGUGUGUGCGGGUUCACAUCAACACGGUGCACCACGGACAGCCCGGGCCGAAGCGCGACCGCCGGAAACGGAAACCGGACGACCCCGAGACCGUCUCUACCCGCACUCAAUAAUUUAAAAAAAUACAAGUAAUAAUAUA